AUUUCCGUAGUGUGAAAUCACCUACCUGCUUACUUACCACUGUUACCAGUAACUAGGAGUACACUUCUUCCUUGGCUCAUACUAGAGUCGCUAAAUCACACACAGCAGAAUACCUAUAGAAGCAAGCUAAGUGAAUCAACAGAAGCCAAAGCACGAACAUAUCCCGCAGUGUUAUAACUAUAGCAGCAUGAUAUACGUAGUGUCACAAUUCCAGAAUGCAUGAGGGUUUUGUAACAACAGCAUGUUUCAAUUCUGCUUGAGAAGCCUCUGUUCUUCGCCCAUCCCCGAGCACCCUGGUCGCUGCUGUCACCCCGGAUUCCUGCAUCUUAUGAUGGGCCUUGGCUAAGCUUGGAAAAAGCUUAACGAAAAGCUUGUCAGAACCCGAUCGCUCUGGAUUCGGAAAGUGGAUCGACGAAACCCAUACCAGGGACGCCAUCCCCAUCAAUGGCGCGAUCUACUGUAUUACCAGGUUUGAGGUAUUCGGGCAUCAUCCCACAGCCAGGGGAAUGAUGUGAUGGGCCGCGGAGCCUGGGGCCUGAGGCGGGCCUCCCUUCGCGGCUAUGUGGAACGGGCCUCGAGCUCUCCUGAAAACCCUGCGGAAAUACCGUAUGCCCGUACCGGCCUCGCUCCUCAACGCUGUUGAGAAGCAGGAAGAGCUUAUCUCAAAGCGAGAGCCGAGAAUACAAAAGGGGAUGGGCAAUGGCCCCAAUGCAGGAGGCUUCAGCGCCACCGCCGAAGGCCGGAAAGGUAAAGGCCAUGGCCGCAAAGGAAAGGGUAACGGUAAGGGCGCCGGUACCGCUCCGCAACAGGGGGCUGUAGCAAACAGCAACGGCACAGGUAUCGUGGAGAACGUGCCCGAGGCCAACGACGUUGAGUACUUGUCACCCGUCAACAUCGGCGGACAGGUCGUGAACCUCGACUUCGACACCGGCUCGUCCGACCUUUGGGUUUUCAACACACAGCUGAGCUCCGCCGCCACUCAGGGCCACGCACUCUAUGAUCCCGCUAGCUCCGCCAACUUCAAGCUCAUCAAGAAUGCUCAAUUCCAGAUCCAGUACGGUGACGGCUCAGGUGCCGAGGGCAUUGUCGGUACAGAUGUCGUCAACAUCGGUGGCGCCGAAGUCCAGGCGCAAGCCGUCGAGCUAGCCACCGCCGUGACCCAAUCCUUCGUCAACGACAUUGCCACAGAUGGAUUACUCGGCCUCGCAUUCAGCUCGAUCAACACCGUCCAGCCCCAGCAGCAGAAGACGUUCUUUGACAACGUCAAGUCCUCGCUGGCGGAGCCCCUGUUCACCGCCGAUCUCCGCGCCGGCGAGAACGGAGCGUACGAGUUCGGCCGCAUCGACACGACCAAGUUCACGGGCAAGAUGACCUUUGUCGACAUCGACAACUCACAGGGCUUCUGGCAGUUCACCAGCGACUCUUUCGCGGUCGAUGGUGGUAAUGCUCAGACCUCAGUCAAGGGUAACCAGGCUAUCGCAGACACCGGCACUACGCUUCUCCUCGCUGACCCUGCUGUUGCCGAGGGGUACUACUCGAAGGUUGAUGGCGCCGUGAGCGAUCAGCAGCAAGGUGGCUUCACUAUCCCCUGCAACGCCAAGCUGCCUGAUCUUCAGCUCUCUGUUGGUAACGCCAUGGCUACUGUCAAGGGAGCAGACUUGAGCUUCGCCCCCGUCGAUGCAACUGGACAGACAUGCUUCGGUGGUCUACAGGCCGGCGAGUCAGGCGGUCUGCAAGUCUACGGCGACAUCUUCUUCAAGAGCAACUUCGUCGUGUUCAACGGCGGGGACAACACCCUCGGCUUCGCGGCUCACUUCUGAUGUAUAUAGGCACAUACACAAACUAUGCAUAAGACGCAAAAAGGGUUUUCACGGGCGGGAUAAUAGGUCUGGACAUACAAUUAGACGUUGGACAAUGCGAUGAAUGAUUGGCUGCACUAUAUCGUUUUCCUUCUUGACUUGUCUGGGCGUCUGAAUAAUUGAAUGGCAAAUCUUACUCUAUUCCGUAUGUAAGAUGAGAUUUGCAGAGCGCGUGAUACUCUCA
Molecule: messenger RNA, 2043 nt
Organism: Xylaria bambusicola
Lineage: Eukaryota; Fungi; Ascomycota; Sordariomycetes; Xylariales; Xylariaceae
Product: aspartic peptidase domain-containing protein
Exons: 4
Coding region: 561-1820 (419 amino acids)
Biological process (GO): proteolysis
Molecular function (GO): aspartic-type endopeptidase activity
Source: RefSeq, a predicted model, not a curated record